AUGAGUCUUACUUUCAACCGGCCCGGCAACUUCACGUGCAACUCGUGCCAGAUUCGCCUGCCCACGGCAGACGUCCAGAGAAUCCAUAUGAAGACCGAAUGGCACAGAUAUAACCUCUUGAGACGCGUGGCUGGACUCGGUCCGAUCGAUUCUGUUGUCUUCCAGUCUAAGGUAGCUCUCCAGCAGCGCCAGGAGGCGAUCAACAGCGACCAGGACGAAUUUGGAUUCCAUGUUCAUCGAAAACACCGCACUGGGCGUCGCCAGCCCACGAAAAAGGACCUGAAGAGACGGACUCGAAAAGACAUACUGGCAAAUAGCAGCGUCGAUCGACGCGCGCAAUCGCCGGCCGCAUCAGUGGUCUCGAGAGCAAGUGAGUUCUCUCUCGGAUCGAUCCACAGCGAGGCACAGUCCGAAUGCACGAUCGAUGAUCUCAUCUCCGAGCCGACAGUGAGCGAUUAUGACUAUACGAGCACGGCUUCAGACUCGGAGACUAGCGCUUCUGAGGACGACUACACGGAAGAGGAGCAAGAGGAAGAGCCUGUUAUUUUGACCAAUUGUUUCUACUGUAGCGUCCAGAGCAUUGAUGAAGAGGCUAACGUGGCUCACAUGUCCACUGCUCAUGGUUUAUUUAUUCCUGAACAGGAUCAUCUUGUUGAUCUAAGUGGUCUUCUGCAAUAUCUUGGAGAUAAAGCAAUAAUCGAUAAAGAGUGUUUGAAGUGCGGAUUUGUGGGAAAAAACCUGGUCAGCAUACGACAGCAUCUCCAGAGCAAGGGCCAUUGUGUCAUCCCUUACGAAACGCGCGCAGAGAGACAAGUGAUAGCGAGAUUUUACGACUUUGAUGAAAGUGAGUACACGACAGUGAAAGUCCUGCCAAAUGGAAUAGAAUUGCCCGAUGGACGCAUAUUGGGGAGCCGUUCGUUUGCCCGCUACUACAGACAAAACUUUCCUCGGCGUGACCGAGAAGUUGGCGACGGAGAACGAACCAUGUCUUUGGUGGUUAAAGAUCGGGAGUUCCAUGCUCCUGGCUACCAUCGUCCAGUGGAAACAACUUAG
This is a messenger RNA of Ogataea polymorpha, 1053 nucleotides long. RefSeq lists its product as uncharacterized. The record is from RefSeq and is a predicted model, not a curated record. The transcript is spliced from 2 exons. The coding region runs from base 1 to 1053 and encodes 350 amino acids. Lineage: Eukaryota; Fungi; Ascomycota; Pichiomycetes; Pichiales; Pichiaceae. Gene Ontology annotation, biological process: ribosomal large subunit biogenesis. Gene Ontology annotation, cellular component: preribosome, large subunit precursor.